AAUCGAGCACGAGCGAGCACCACACUCGGCAGCAAUGGGUUCGAUCGAGUGGCACACCCGGCAGCUGCUUUCUGAGUGUUCGAGUCUGUUUGAUCAUACUCUCUUCAAAACGAUCACAAGCGAGUGUCCACACUCGACACCCGCAGCUAACCCGAAAUGUGUUCAACUAUUGCCACGGAUACUCGGACAGAACACGGGUGUAGAAGAAAUGUAUCACAUUUUUCUGAGCAAAAAUAUGAGAAAUUAUUAAUGUUGUAUACACUUUAACAGUCAAUAUUAUUGAAAUAUAGCAUUUAAACUAUAUGUAUGCAUGUAUCAAAGGAAUGACGCAUUUUAAAAUUAAAAAUAUAUUUGCAUAACCAUAACAUAAGACCAGACAAGCUGUAACUGCCAUUCGCAAUUUUGCAACCAAUAAAAUCUUCUUUUUUCGGCCAUUAUUUUCAAUAAAUAUCAUGUAAUACGAAUCAUAUAACAUUCUUAACACUCACAAAGCAAAUUAAUCAACUGUACUGACGAUUACACAUAAACAAAAAAUGCUUUGCACACUCGAGCCUAAACUCGGACACUCGAAUAUAUUGAUCCGCAAAACACCCGAACCCAAACAAACACGUAUGAACGACACUCGAGUGUUGUGAUCAACACGUUCGUCUGCGCACAGUCGCUAACAAGCAAUCCUGCUGCUCGUUCAAAGAAAGCAAUACAAGCCGGUUUCGGGUAAGUGUUCGAGUGUGCACGGAAAUUGUGUAUCCGUUGCAGAUCUCUGAUAAGUACAUACAGUGAAACUUCUCUAACUCGAACUUCCGUAGCUCGAAAUAUUCUCUAUAUCGAAUUUUCUUAAGAACAAAAUACGUUUUUAUAACAUCACUAUGUAAUUUUUUCCCUAUAAGUCGAAUUUCUGUUACCCGAAUAUUUCUAAAACACGAACUAAAAUGUCACAGAAACUGCAGCGGUAACCAAGCGUAACUCGAAUUUUUCGGGGAAACACCUACCGCAAUUUCGGGGAAUUACCGAGCUGCGAGUCGGCGACAGAUAACGACUUGUAUUUUAAAUUUCUUAGCACUUACAUAAGAUUGUAUCAGUUGUUGUUACAACGGUGGUGAAAAUUGUCAAUUUUUGUAGUGAUAUUGGACUAAAAUGACAUCAAAACGAAGUGUAAAGUGUUUAACGCUUAAGGAAAAGUUAAAGCUAAUUGCCGAGGUAGAAAAGGGCGAAAACAAAAAGAAAACAUUGCACAAAUAUUUGGGAUUUCUCCUAAUACGUUAUCAACCAUUUUGAAAAACAAAGACAAACUCUUAGAACAAAAAGGUGACUAUAAUUUUAACUCCAAACGAAAAAGGAUUACAACUUGCGUCAAUAAUGAUGUUGAUCAAGCUAUGCUUAAGUGGGUUACUACCGCACGUGAGAAAAAUCUUCCUCUCUCGGGAACCUUAAUCAGAGGAAAAGCUAAAGAAUUUGCGAUUGCUUUGGGUUGCGAAAAUUUUUCUGCUAGUGUAGGGUAGUUAGAUAAAUUUAAAAAAAGGCAUAAUAUCGCACAAAUGUCGAUUUGUGGAGAAAGUGCUUCAGCCGAUUUACAGUCUAGUGAAGAUUGGAAAAAAAAACGUUUAUCCAGAUUUAAUCACACAAUGCCACGAAAACGAUAUUUUUAAUGCAGAUGAAACGGGCAUUUUUUUUAAUGUUUACCCAAUAAAACAUUAGCCUUUAAAGGUCAAAAAUGCUUUGGUGGCAAAAACAGCAAGGAGAGAAUUACCGUUAUGGUUGCAAGCAAUAUGAGUGGUUCAGAAAAGUUGAAAUUGCUAGUUAUCGGAAGUCAAAAAACCCACGUUGUUUUAAGGGUAUAAAAUCACUUGAUGUGGACUAUGAGUACAACAAAAAAGCGUGGAUGACAAGUGAAAUUUAUGAUAAGUGGCUCAAAAGUCUAGAUAAAGUCUUUGUUGCCCAAAAUAGGAAAAUACUACUGUUCGUUGACAAUUGUCCGGCACAUCCUAAAAAUGUACAAGCAAACUUAAAAAACAUUAAACUGCAAUAUUUUCCUCCUAAUUUGACGUCUGUUCUACAACCAAUGGACCAAGGGAUUAUUCAAAAUCUCAAGCAACAUUAUAGAAAACGAAUUGUGAUGAAAGUUUUGGCCCAUAUGGAAGAACCAACUCCUACGACUGUGUCCUUACUUGAUGCAAUCAGGGAUCUAAACAAAACCUGGAAUUUGGGUGUAAAACCACAAACAAUCAGCAAUUGUUUUAGAAAGGCUGGUUUUGCUAAAGGUGAGUUAAUGCAGAAUGCUACUACGGAUGACUGGGAUGAAGAAGACAAUCUUCCAUUGUCUGAAUUGAAACAAAUUUGGACCACAUAUCGAACGGCAAUGGGAACCGAUAAUGUGUCUUUUGAUGAUUACGUCGAUACUGACCAUGGUGUGCAAACAAUGGGAUUCCCAACAGAUGAAGACAUUUUAGAUAGCGUCAUGGAAAAUCUAGUUCCUUCUGGAAAAGACUAAGAGGAGGAAGUCUCUAGUGAAAGCGAGGUUGUAACAACAACUGAAACUAUACCCACAUUUAAUCAAUCGUAUUCUGCUAUCCAGACCCUAAGAAAUUUUACUUCGUCAAAAGAAAAUGUUCCCAUGCGUCAAUAAAUGUAGUGGAACAUUUUAUAGAGAAAGAGAAAUGGUCCGUAUUUAAACAAAAAAAAAAUUACCAAUUUUUUCCAAUAAGAAUUUAUAUACA
Molecule: messenger RNA, 2714 nt
Organism: Bactrocera dorsalis (oriental fruit fly)
Lineage: Eukaryota; Metazoa; Arthropoda; Insecta; Diptera; Tephritidae
Product: tigger transposable element-derived protein 4-like
Exons: 2
Coding region: 1712-2488 (258 amino acids)
Cellular component (GO): nucleus
Molecular function (GO): DNA binding
Source: RefSeq, a predicted model, not a curated record